Melampsora larici-populina 98AG31 is the source of this 687-nucleotide messenger RNA. RefSeq lists its product as uncharacterized. The transcript has a single exon. NCBI's taxonomy places the organism in Eukaryota, Fungi, Basidiomycota, Pucciniomycetes, Pucciniales, Melampsoraceae. The record is from RefSeq and is a predicted model, not a curated record. The annotation marks the transcript as partial.
GUCAGCUACUCGCCACAAGUUAAGUACAUCUACCUCCUGACAUACUUGAUUACAGUUUCCAAGGAAUUCAGGCAAGAUAUCCGCCAAUACAAUAAUUCCCUGUCUUUCGCUUCAACUGGGACGAAGCAAGACGUCAGUGUUGCAGGCAAAGGUGGUUCCUGGACUUACAAAAUCAAGGGACGUUUAACACAUCGCAUUGGCUCACUUUUACCCGCACCGGGCAUACCAAGGAAAUUCGCUCAAAUAUUCAUGUAUGGGGACCAGUCUGACGAAGAAGCACACAGUCGUAACAAACGCGCCGGCGGCGGUCUCAACACCAAUGUCAUCAAAACUUUUCAACAAUUCCUCUAUAGGCAUAAUCCGUUUGCUAAGUUGUACAAGUCAGCUGAGGAGGUUCUCGACGCAGGCGGUGUCAAGACCAUAAAGAUCAAAUCCAUGUCUUUAUCAGGCCGCGACCCCAACCGUUAUAACUACCCUACAUGUAAUGAAGUCGCCGCUGUGAUCCAAGGCGACGGCGACAUUGGAUCAGAAGACCGAGAUAUCAUACUCAGGCGACGGGAUGGCCCACUCAGACGUAUAUGUGACCUAAAUACCAACUACUUCUCACUUCGUUACCCGAUUUUUUUUAUGUUUGGGUCGCACGGAUGGGACGAGCAUUACCGGCAUUUAAAUGAACGUCGUACGUAA